Dimorphilus gyrociliatus is the source of this 1481-nucleotide messenger RNA. NCBI's taxonomy places the organism in Eukaryota, Metazoa, Annelida, Polychaeta, Dinophilidae. The record is from the annotation of a GenBank genome assembly.
ACUAAUAAAUGAAAUUUGGAAAUUGACACUGUGCUUAAUCCGUUAUGACAUCAUUAACGGAGAAGAAACAAUAUAACAGUUUUGACAAUGAAAAAAUCAAGUGUAAGGAAUUAAAUGGACAGCUUAAAGAGCUGACGAUUGAAGAGGUAAUUAACUUGUGCGGGUUUGGAAAAUUUCAAUGGAGAUUAUCCCUAUUUGCAGGAUUGGCAUGGAUUGCCGACUCGAUGGAGAUUAUGAUCUUGGCCAUUCUCGGUCCCAUAUUAAUUUGCGAAUGGAAUAUUAGCAAUUUUAAAGUAGCUCUCGUUACAACAUGUGUCUUCCUCGGCUUUCUUAUUGGAUCCCCUGUUAUUGGUAUAUGCGCUGAUAAAUUUGGCAGAAAAUCUGCUUUAUUGUUAUCUGCAUCUAUCGCUUUUUACUAUGGAUCACUGACGUCUGUGGCCCCUUUAUUUAUUUGGCUCUUGAUUCUGCGAUUUAUAGUAGGCAUUGGUGUUUCUGGGACACCUCAGGCCAUAACAUAUUAUUCUGAGUUUCUACCGUCGAAUUCUCGAGGAAGAAGUAUCAUGCUAAUUCAAUUCUUCUUCGCCUUCGGCGCUGUUUUUGAGGUUGUCCUUGGGUUCCUUAUUAUACCGUCAGCAGGUUGGAGGUGGUGGAUUGUGACCAGCUGUCUGCCUCUUGGAAUAUUUAUCUUAAUAACAGGAUUUCUGCCCGAGAGUCCCAGGUACGACUUGGCAAGUGGAAAUGUAAUUGCAGCUAAAAAAACCUUAGAUUACAUUGCCGAGGUUAAUGGAAUUGAUAUGCCUUUAUAUAAAUUGAAAUCUAAACAGACAGAGGGCAGAGGUGAUGUUAAGGAACUUUUCAGCAAACAACAUAGAAUAUCAAGUUUACUUUUAUUUUGUAUAUGGUUCGGAUGUGGAUUCUUAUAUUACGGGAUUUCAUUACUAGCCACAGAAUUAGUCAAAGAAGGACAAACUUGCAUUUCAGGAGCGAAAUUAAAAACUUUAUGUGAAUGUAAACCUCUGAAAACAGAGGAUUAUCUAGAUUUAAUGCUUACUACUGCUGCUGAACUACCAGGUUUAUUGAUGAUGAUUAUCGUCAUUGAUAAAAUUGGUCGGAAAUUCAGCAUACUAGCCAGUUUCACAACGUCUGCAGCGGCUCUAUAUCUUCUUCUCAUAUGCAUGAGCAGAUACCCAAUGGUUACUCUACUGUUCAUAGCACGGGCUUUUAUAUCAGCUGGUUUUCAAGUAGUUUACGUCUAUACACCCGAGUAUUACCCUACAAACUGUCGGGCAGUCGGUUUAGGAACCUGUUCUGCAUUCGCUAGACUUGGAGCAUUGAUCACUCCAUUUGUUGCUCAAGUUUUGCUGCAAUCUUCUCAUUACUUAGCAUUUGGACUUUAUGCGACUGUUGCCCUUAUUAUAGCCGGUUGUGCAAUUAUUCUACCAGUUGAAACUAAAGGAAGGGCUCUGGAAAACAACAAUUGA